Messenger RNA from Plutella xylostella (diamondback moth), 3052 nucleotides. RefSeq lists its product as uncharacterized. The record is from RefSeq and is a predicted model, not a curated record. NCBI's taxonomy places the organism in Eukaryota, Metazoa, Arthropoda, Insecta, Lepidoptera, Plutellidae.
UUUCCAACGUUUCUCAUGCCUUCAGUUUCUAUUUAUAUUAAUAAGCAGACUUAUUUACUGUUAAAGUACAUUAAGAUAUAUUUCAGUCGAUAUUCUAGAUAUUGUACAAUAUUACACUGGAUUAAAACAGCUAAACCAAAAUGAACAAGGAUUUGGAGGAGUUGAUAGAAGAAGCGGACGAGAGUGACCCGGACAGUCUGCUGCUGAUCAAGUCCUCCAUGGAGAGGGAACAAGAGGACAACAAGGAUUUCAUUGAGAUACUAAUUAGCAAAUUGGACUACAUGACAAUAACAUGGGAACGGCCAUGGUACCAGAAGACUGGCAGUGUCACGCGCUUGCCGAAGGCCGACCCGGAUGAAGAGGGCAGUCCAGAACCGUUCCGGAAGGGCAUCAUCAGCACCGCUGAGGGUGAGGCUAUUGACAACAAUUGGAAGAAGUUUGUUGAGAUGUAUGAUGUGCCAGACCAACCUAAAUCCUUUGCCAAAUGGAGAAAUUCAAGAGGUUCUAGCAAAAGUCCCAAUUCACCUCAUGAGAAAGUCCGUCAUUUUGUAACCGCCUUCCUUGCACAAAACCUGCAGCGAUGUUUGCUUCAAGUCUUCAAGUAUUUCAUUGUAACACACGCAUAUUCAUCAAAAGGCCCGUACACAAAGCUUGAAGAGAAAGUGGUAAUGAUCUGUUACAAUUUUGAGCCAAGAACAGCGGCAGUUACUGCAUCCUAUGUACUGAACCGGGACCCCAGGACUGUUUACCUUAAAAUAGAACAGUUCAGUAAAGGUAAAAAGGAGCCGAGGAAACCACAAAAAUGGACACGAGAAAGGGCCACAAUGUUAGUCAAUAAACUCAUUCAAUACUCUGGUCUUAGUCUCAAACAAUUGCGAGACAAGACCAUAGACCACCAAGUAUGGGCUAAGAUCGACGAAGAAAUGAAUCAGGGCAUUUCCAAUUUAAAAGUAUUUUGGCAUGGAAAACUCCAUGUCCAAUUAUUUGUAGACCACAGUUUAAGACUAAGUCAGAUAAGAGAGGAUUUGUUGUACAAGUUGGAGCAGAAACAAGAUGAGUACAAAACAUGGAGAGACAUCCGGUGGAAGGAGCUGGUGAAAGAGUUCCCCCGGGGCUGCACCGCUGAGUUCCUGUACCGGAUAGCGGAGAGGACCUUCCGCAAGCAUAAGCUGCACAAGCUGCAUCUCCACCGAGCGCUGGUGGCGAAGCUCACAGACCCUACACACACAAGAGACCAAAGGUUGAGGAGACUCACGCUGAACGAGAAGAAUGAGCUAGUGAAGUGGGACAAGGAGGAGGAUAAUGAGGUCUCUGACACUGAUGAUGAUGAGGAAGGAAAAGAAAAUGAGGAAAAUGGAAACGCUGGGGAUAACAAUGAUGGUAAUUCACUUAAAUCUGAACCUAUUUCUGAUUCGCCGAAAAAGAUGAAGCGUCGGUCUGUGUGUGAGAAUGGGUCUACCGAACUCAGCCCGAGAAAAAAAGAUAAGAAAGAACGCGGGUCUGACACAGAUAGACCACGACAAAAUAGUGUAGAACAGAAUUCUGAUUAUAAUGAAGAAUCAGCCGUAAACAGUCCUAGAAAGAAACAUAAAAAUCAUGUUGAGCCAGCUUCUGAUUGUGAAAGUAGAACGUCUGUUAGCAGCCCAAGGAAAAAUUAUAAAGAAAUAAAGAUAAGACGGAGCUCUGAGGAAGAAAGGUUCAAAAUGUUCUUGGCUUCAACUGAUGAGGAAUCAUCUGCAAGCAGCCCACCGAAACGUGAUACGGAGCGACAUAAUGACGAUGAGUCAGCAGUAACUAGGAGCCCAACGAAAAAGGAAUUGAAAAGGCGUUCCGACACCGAAAUUGACUCAACAGCACGUAGCCCAGGAAAAAAUAAAUUAAAACCACCACCAAACCGUGAGCAUGAACCAACCAUCAACAACACCUCAAGGGAAAAACAAGUAAAUGAAAUAGAAAGUACUUCUGCUCGUGAUUAUGAGACAACGUGGAUGGUCAGACUUGACACACCAACGAUAGAAAACUUAAAGUCUGAAGAAGAAUCAGUCACCAGCAGCCAGAAGAAGUCUGAAGAAGAAUCAGUUGCCAGCAGCCAGAAGAAAAAGAAAUCAAAAAGACGUCAUGAAUCCGAAAACGAACCUACUACAACCGCAAAUACUCCUGCAAAAGUAAAUAAUCACAUGGAAGACUAUUCUGACUCCAAGGAUAAGUCGCUCACACAUAGUUCUAGUAAAAAGAAGUCGAAGCAACGCGUUGACUCUGAAAAUGAAUCGGGUGCAACUGUUGUUAGAAAAAAAGAAAACCAUAAGAGGCUUUUGGAGUUUGAGUUCGACUCGUGCAUCCCGGAAACCAUAACACAAAAAGAUAAAGAAGGACAAUCCGAGCGCGAAAAUGAAGUAGUCACAAAAAGGAAGAAACUAAAAAGACGCCAUGAUUCUGAAAAUGACUCAGCCGCACACACCCCAAGGAAAAUGGAACGAAGUAAGAUAGAUAGGCUUUUAGGCUAUGAAAACGAAUCCCACCCAGAACUGAUGUCGCAAAAUGAGAUAGAACCACAGUCGGGGUGUGAGAAUGGGUCACCCGAAAGAAACCCGCGGAAAAAAGGGAAGAAAAAGAAAAAACAUCAUGACUCUGAAAAUGACUCAGCCGCACAUACCCCAAGUGAAAAGGAACUAAAUAAGAUAAAUAGGCUUUUAGGCUAUGAAAACGAAUCAGGAACAAUGUCGCAAAAUGAGAUAGAACCACAGUCAGAGCGUGAAAAUGGGUCAUCCGAAAGAAGCCCGCGAAAAAAAGGGAAGAAAAAGAAAAAACGACGUUCUGUGUGUGAGGAUCAGGAAUAAUGUGGACAUUGGUAUUAUUUGUAUAUUAUAGUGGUGUACAUGCUCUGGUAGUCAGGUAAAGAAACCGCUACUUAUAGCAUUGUCACUUUGAGUUGAGAGGGUCAGGUUUUCUUUGCCCCAAUCCACAAAUCCUUUUCCACGAAUCCUUGUCAUUGUUAUUUUGUUGUACUUUAAGUCUUUGUACCACUUUUAAUAAUUAAAUAUGUUAUUUAAUG